Molecule: messenger RNA, 920 nt
Organism: Vespa crabro (European hornet)
Lineage: Eukaryota; Metazoa; Arthropoda; Insecta; Hymenoptera; Vespidae
Product: zinc finger HIT domain-containing protein 1
Exons: 2
Coding region: 1-465 (154 amino acids)
Biological process (GO): chromatin remodeling
Cellular component (GO): Swr1 complex
Molecular function (GO): nucleosome binding
Source: RefSeq, a predicted model, not a curated record
AUGGCUGCAAGAGAAUCAGGUAGAAUAAAGGAUGCUUAUCAGAAAAGGGUCCUUGAUGAUGCUGCACGUAAACGUAGACAAAAGAAAGCGUUGGAAGCUUUAGAACAAGAUAAUUUUCAUGAUGAUCCACACGCGGAUUUAGUAAUGAGCAAAAAAGUACCAAAAUUUCAGGAAACAUUGGACAAUAGAGGUGGUAGAAAAAAGAAGACUAGAUCGGCGGAAUAUUACAAGCAACGUUUUCGUAAAACAUUUGGUCAAUUGGUCGAAGAGGAUCUUAAUGCGAAUCCGUCUUCGCCUAAUUAUGCAUCUGCACAAGCUCCGCCAUCUCGUUUCCCCGAAAGACAUUUUUGUGCAGUUUGUGGUUUUCCCAGUAAUUACACAUGCAUACCAUGCGGUGCUAGAUACUGUAGUGUCAAGUGUUUAGGUACGCAUCUAGAUACAAGAUGUUUAAAAUGGACAGCUUAGAUGAAAAGUUUAAUUUUACCUUUUAUUUCCCUUUGUAUUAUAAAGACAAUAAAAAUUGAACAUUUUCAAUGAAAAAAAUAAGAUAUAAUAUAAGAAUUUUGUAUAAUAUUACGAGCUUUAAUAUAAUAUAAAUUAAAUUGGAUAUCAGUUUUACUUUAAUAGGUAUUAUAAAUUGAUUGGGAAAGUAUUGCAAUUAUAAUUAUUUAUAAUUUAAUUAUAUAAUAAUAAAAAUAUAUUUUUGACUUAUCAAGUCAUAUCUAUAUACGCAUAUGUUCUUAUAGUAAUAAAUUUAUUAUUAAAAUGUAAAAUACUGGUAAAGAAAAAAAAAAAAAUUAAGAUUCAUAAUGCUAAUAAAAAGAAGAUCCUCUCUCGAUUAAAAUUUCGAUGUGUUAAUGAAGACAGAGAUUAUGAUAUAUAAAUUUGUCUCAAUUACAUAUUUUAUAUUAAUUGAAAAA